GCGCACACGUUUUCCAUGCAGCUUUCUCGCGCCUGUGCCAAUGGAGCAAGAUCCUUAACAUAUCGGCUCCCCCCUAGAUUGGUUGCUAUUGAACGGUUCGUUUCUGAAUUCAGUUGCAGCUCGUCGUUUCUAGCGGACAUCGGCUAUCGAUACCGUUCCUCUGGCUCGAGCUGGACCACCUCCGGCGUCACUUCCAGCUACUUCAGCCCCGAAACGCAGCCAGAGCAAUGUUCCGCCAGAUCCUUCCCAGACGACGAAGGGAUCUCAUUCGCAAACGGUACUUCGAACGGAGUGGACGUGACUAACCCUGGAUCUGCCUCAUCAGUAGUAACGAGCAGCAAUUGCCAAAGUGAUAGUGCUUCAACCAAAAGUGAAGAAUCGAAAAAGAUGAUCGGAACGGCCAAAAUCCUCUCCGGGACGGAUGUGUCCAAAGAAAUCCGCGAUCGGCUCAAGCGGGAAGUUCAGGAGCUGAGAGGCAAGAUCCCGUCGCUAGUUCCAGGGCUGGCCAUCGUACAGGUCGGUGGCCGCGAAGAUUCCAACGUGUACAUUCGGAUGAAGAUUAAGGCCGCCGAAGAGAUCGGCAUCUAUGCCGAGCACGUGCAGCUUCCGAGUUCGACCAGCCAGGACGAGCUGCUGAAAGUGAUCAAACGCCUUAAUGAGGACCCCAACUUCCAUGGCAUCAUCGUUCAGAUGCCGCUGGAAUCGGACCAUCCUAUCGAUUCCCAUCUGAUCACGGACGCGGUCUCGCCGGAAAAGGACGUCGAUGGAUUGAACACCAUCAACGAGGGUCGGGUGGCCGUGGGGGACAUGGGCGGAUUUCUACCGUGCACCCCGAACGGAUGUAUGGAGCUGAUCAAGCGGACCGGUGUCCCGAUUGCCGGAUCGGUGGCCGUCAUCAUAGGGCGCAGUAAAAUCGUGGGCACUCCGAUGGCCGAACUGCUCAAGUGGCACGACGCAACCGUCACCAUCUGUCACUCCAAGACGAAGAAUUUGAAUAUGAUGAUCAAGAAAGCCGACAUUCUGGUGGUGGCUGUCGGAAAACCGGAAAUGGUUCGAGGAGCUUGGAUCAAACCUAGUGCCGUUGUCAUCGAUUGUGGCAUCAACUCGAUUCCAGAUUCCACGAAGAAGUCCGGCCAGCGGCUGGUGGGAGACGUGAAGUACGACGAGGCGCUUGUGGCCGCCGGUUUCGUGACCCCGGUUCCAGGAGGCGUCGGCCCUAUGACGGUCGCCAUGCUGAUGCAGAACACCGUUCAGUCUUACGCCAGAGUCGCUCGGAAGCUGAUCGAGAUGGAGUUCCGUUGGCCGAUCAAACUGCUGCCAUUGAAGCCUUUGGACCAGGUGCCGAGUGACAUCGAAAUUGCCCGUUCGCAAACUCCGAAGGACAUCGCCCUGCUCGCAUCCGAGAUCGGUUUGAUCCCGUCGGAAGUUUCGCUGUACGGGGACAAGAAGGCGAAAAUUUCGCUGAAGGUUCUGGAACGGCUGCGCAGCGAAGUCGACGGGAAAUAUGUCGUCGUUGCUGGUAUCACCCCCACACCAUUGGGAGAAGGGAAAAGCACCACGUUGGUCGGCUUGGUUCAGGCCCUGACGGCUCACAAGAAGUGUAACUCGAUUGCUUGCCUUCGACAACCGUCUCAGGGACCCACAUUUGGCAUCAAAGGUGGAGCAGCAGGAGGUGGAUACGCACAGGUGAUUCCGAUGGAAGAUUUCAAUCUACAUCUGACGGGAGAUAUCCAUGCCGUUACCGCGGCCAAUAAUCUGCUGGCGGCUCAGCUGGAUGCCCGGAUCUUCCACGAGGCUACCCAAACGGAUCAGGCCCUGUACGAACGGCUGGUGCCGGCCAUCAAGGGUUCGCGCAAAUUCUCCGCGAUCCAGGCUCGGCGACUGAAGCGCCUGGGAAUCGACAAAACCGAUCCGUACACUCUGACUCCGGAGGAGAUUCGUCGAUUUUCGCGGUUGAACAUCGAUCCGCACAACGUUGUCUGGACUAGAGUUCUUGACGUCAACGAUCGUUAUCUGCGCAAGGUGACGAUUGGGUUGGCUCCGACCGAGAAGAAUUUGGUUCGAGAUACCAGUUUCUCAAUUUCGGUUUCCAGUGAGAUCAUGGCGAUCCUGGCGUUGGCCACCAGUUUGGAGGAUAUGAAACAGCGGCUGGCGAAAAUGGUGGUAGCCUUCGAUCGUGCCGGAGCUCCGGUGACGGCUGAUGAUCUGGGAGUUACUGGGGCCAUGAUGGUUCUGUUGAAGGAUGCCAUUGAACCGACGUUGAUGCAAACUUUGGAAGGAACUCCGGUGAUGGUUCAUGCUGGACCUUUUGCCAACAUUGCGCAUGGUUGUUCCUCGAUCAUCGCAGACGAAAUCGCUUUGAAGUUGGUGGGCAAACCUGGCUAUGUGAUCACAGAAGCCGGUUUUGGAUCGGAUAUCGGUAUGGAAAAGUUCUUUAACAUUAAGUGCCGUUCUUCGGGCAAGGUUCCGAAUGCGGUAGUUUUGGUAAUGACGAUUCGUGCGUUAAAAAUGCACGGUGGAGGCCCACCAGUAAGUGCUGGAGCUCCUUUGCGUCGGGAAUACACGAUGGAGAAUCUAGAAUUGGUUGAAAAGGGUCUCCCCAAUCUGCUGAAACACAUCGAAAACGGAUUGAAAUAUGGCGUUCCGGUGGUUGUUUCCAUCAAUGCGCACUCCACUGAUUCGGCAGCUGAACAUGAGCUGGUUAAGAAGGCUUGCAAACAGGCCGGAGCAUACGCCACCGUUGUUUCCAAUCAUUGGGCUAAGGGAGGUGCCGGAGCAACCGAAUUGGCCGAAGCUGUCAUCGAAGCCUGUAAAAAGCCAUCGGAGUUCAGGUUCCUGUACGAUUUGGAUCUGUCGAUCGAAGAUAAGAUGCUUUUGAUUGCCCGGGAGAUGUACGGAGCAGGCUGUAUAGAACUUUCGCCAAAGGUCAAGGAUGCCGUCAGAGUAUACGCCGAGAAGGGUUUCGGUAAUCUGCCAAUCUGUAUGGCCAAAACGGCCAUGUCCCUGACCGGGGACCCUAGUGCCAAGAACGCUCCGAAGGACUUCAAGCUGGUCAUCAACGAUAUUUGCCUGUCGGCAGGGGCAGGCUUCAUCGUGCCGAUGUGUGGUGAAAUUACCAAAAUGCCCGGCCUUCCGACGAGGCCGUCCAUCUUCGACAUCGACCUGAACACCGAGACCGGUGAAAUCGAAGGUCUAUUCUAGAUCUGCAUAUAUAUAUUUUUUAAAUUUUUGUUUACAUUUCGGUCAGCUACAACGAUUGGGGACGUAAUACCAUCAUGCGAGAAGUCAACUAAGAAUUUGACGAUGGGGCGAUGCUUUCUACUCUUCUCAUUAAAAUGAAGAAACCAAAAACAUAUCUUCUUGUACCGGAAGACCGGUAGCAAUAUCAGACCUGCUGCUUACAAUAGCAAUCACAACAAUUAUUUGUUUUUUGACACUAUAUUUUAGGACGUUUGUAUAAGUUCAUUGUAUUGAAACAGCUUCUGAAUAAUAAAUCCUUACAUUAGUUUAGAAAUGAA
Uranotaenia lowii is the source of this 3518-nucleotide messenger RNA. RefSeq names its product C-1-tetrahydrofolate synthase, cytoplasmic (gene pug). Gene Ontology annotation, cellular component: cytosol. Gene Ontology annotation, biological process: tetrahydrofolate interconversion. The transcript has 10 exons. The coding region runs from base 16 to 3201 and encodes 1061 amino acids. The record is from RefSeq and is a predicted model, not a curated record. Gene Ontology annotation, molecular function: ATP binding; methenyltetrahydrofolate cyclohydrolase activity; formate-tetrahydrofolate ligase activity. NCBI's taxonomy places the organism in Eukaryota, Metazoa, Arthropoda, Insecta, Diptera, Culicidae.